Messenger RNA from Oldenlandia corymbosa var. corymbosa, 678 nucleotides. Lineage: Eukaryota; Viridiplantae; Streptophyta; Magnoliopsida; Gentianales; Rubiaceae. The record is from the annotation of a GenBank genome assembly.
AUGAAGCUGUUUGGAGGAUCUGAUAGGAGAUGGAUAAAACAACUAGGGAUAUAUCUCCAGGUUUGGAAUGAUCGCCACGGCAGACUUGUCGGGACUGAUGAUGAUCAUGUUGGCGAGCCUACAGCAGAUCCAGAGUAUCUCUUGUGGUACCAUCAGGUUAUUGUAAAGUAUGUUACGGAUCCGACGGACUCUGAAAACACGAGGGGUUUUCACGGCUCUGCAGAGACCUUGCGCCUCAUGGCCACUUUGAUGGAGGACGUUCGUAGUCUGAGUAUUAUAGGCCAGUGCACUUUCGACAAGGAUUCCUUUGGUUAUGAUCGCUUUGGUGAGAUUGCCCAGUUGCUGAGCGGGCGUUGUCCGUCAUUGCAACAAAUGUUGUACGUCACGAUCUCGAGAGGCAGGUUGAGGUUCCUGCAAAGUUCUCUAGAUGGCCAGUCCAUACAUUACACGAGCAACUUUCUUUCGAGUAUGUUUGAGGGUGUUGCGGGUCAGCAUCAGGCUGAUGACCUAGCUGGAGGUGAGCAUGAGAGUCAGGGUUAUCAGCGCCAUGAGGAGCAGGAAUCGAGUCAGACUCUAGGGACUCCAACGUUGGCUGUGAGUAAAGGCCAGAGAGUGACAAAGGAGCCCGAUAGAUUGACUUAUAGCCAUUUUCGUGCUAAAAAGUCCAAGAAGAAGUAG